ACACACCGGCACACAGGUGGCGGCGCCGGGGCUGGGCGCCGGUGGGGGCGGCCAGGUGCAGGUCGAGGGGCUCGCGGGCCGAAAGGAGGGCAACUGGUUCCGCGGCGGAGUCUGGGUCCUGGCCAGCCACCCCGGGAGCGGGAGCCCCAAGGCCCUAGAGCUGCAUUGUCAAUUACAGUAGCCACUAGCCAAAUGCCUAUUAGAAUGUAAAUUAUUAAAAAUUAAGGAAAAUUAAUUGUUUUUAAAAUUAAGUUAAAAUGUUAAAAAUUUCUCUUCCUCAGAGAACAGAAUUUCUCUGGCAUCCAAUUCUGUUCCCUGGUGGUCCAGUUGUUGGGAAUUGGCGCUUUCACUACUGUGGCUGGGGUCCAAUCCCUGGUCGGGGAACUCAGACCCCGCAAGCUUCAUGGCUUGGCCAAAAAAAAAAAAAAAAAAAUUCUUUUCCUCAGUGCCACGACCUUCUAAGUGUCAGUAGGCACAUGGAGCUAGCGGCUACUGCAUUGGACGGCACAGAUUUAGAACAUUUGCAUUAUCAUGGAAAAUGCUAUUGGAGAGCAGUGCUUUAGAGUUUAGAGCAAUUUUCCUUUCCCUGUCACCCACCCCCAGCAUCUUAAAGCUCCCCCACAGACCAGAGAACUUAGCUCUUUUUAGGGUGGCUCAGAAGCCACCCUCUGGGGAGGAGGUAAGAUGUGGGGAUGGACAGCCAAUGCCUGAUUUCCCCAGACUGUGAGAAAGAGCCCAGGCUUCAGUUUUCCUCAUCUGGUCUCUUGGGUCACGACCAGAUGUAUGGAAACUUGCCUUCCCCGUUCUGGGCUGUGUUUGGGGCUCUUGGUUACUGAAGGAGAAGACCUCUCUUUGUCAGUGACUAGGAAUCCUUGUGUUUUAGGCUCCCCAAAUUGAGCCCUGGAUUCUGAGGGUCCCCUCCUUCAUAGGCCUCUAAAUUUUUCGAGGUGUCUCCACUUAAUUUUCUUGCCCAUGGACUUAGGCCUAGUUCACUGUGGAGACAGACCCCUGGGAAAAAGGAAUGUUAGAAAUCCUGGUCCAGUAUGCAUUGGUCUAAUCUGUGAGCGUGUCUCUGGUGUCCUAUCUUUCUGUCCUAUUAUUCUGGCUCCUAGUUUCAUCCUGGACUUAAGCUGUGUCCAUGAUAGCACUGGUCGCUGAAAGCCAUUUCCUUCCCCUGAUAAUUUUUCAUUGCCCUGCGCUAGCCCAGCUGGAGUUUCCUCUGGACUUGAUUUUCAGUCCUGAUAACUCUUCUGUAUACACACAUAAGCUGCGAGAUUCCAAAGCGUUUUCCCUGCCACCACUUGUGUGUCUGAGGUGGGCAACACUAAUAUGUCCCUUCCCUGAGUCAGAUGUCCAUCCCUGGGUCACUAUAUGCACACUAUCGGUGUGUUCUUGUCUAACGUUACCACCACCGAUUCCAAGGAGAUACGUCCCAGCUGGAGAGCCCAUUUCCAACACCUCUCUGGCUCAGCUCUGACCUUGGACAAGUUAUGUGCAACCUUUCUAGGCUUGCAGUCUCAUCUUUAAACUGAAGUUAUAAUUGCAUGCAAGAACCCUUCUAGAUUUAAAUGACCAGGGCUCCUCUACCCCCAAGUGAGAUGUAGAGUCCCCUAUUUCUCCGCAUGCCCUAGUGUAUGUCCCUCAUUAUUGUUUGCUAUUCAGAUCCAUCCUAUUAGGCCUCUGUUCUAACCCCAAGGAGUGUUUGUGUGGUUCACCUGGCCUUGUAAAGACACAGAAUAGUUUAUCAUAAAGACACAGAAUAGUUUAUCAUAAAGACACAGAAUAGCUUAUCUCCAUAGAAACUACAACUUCCAUCAGGCACUACUUCAACGGAACAGGAAAGGAUGUGGGGGCGUGGCACUAACGCCCUGGUAGCUUUGAAGACAAACUACAACUCCCAGGACAGCCGUGAGAUCUCUGCAGAGCGAAAGGAGUGACUGAACUCUGACUGGAGGCCGGGCUGGUCCGGAACCAUCCCGACAGUCUCCAGAAAGGAGCGUGGUUAUAAUUUAGGGGCGUGGCCUUGCAGGCAGCAGGAAGAAGUUACCUGUUGAAUCUUCCUAUCCAUUCUCUUCCCAGCCUUUGUAGCUAACCCUAAGAGGGAAGCCGCAAACCACUAGCCUCUUCUGAAAAAGAGGUAAGGGGACGUAGUCAAGGGGCAGCGAAGGAGGCUAUUGCAUUCCUUAGGAGGGGCCAAACAGCUACUUUCUACCUGCUGAGACAGGUGAACCGUUCCAUGGGGGCGGGGACCAGCAUAUGAGAAAAGGGCAAGGGCGGAGGAGGUAUUUAUUUGUUCUCUUUCAAGACUAAAUUUAGGGCCCUUCGUCUGCAGACCCAUUGGCGGACUCUGUCUUGGGAACCCUCUUGGCCUCUGGAAGAGAAAAGAACGGGGGCCAGUUUUCCGCAGCAAAAGGAACGGCCCGUCUGGGCUUCCUCCCGUCUGUGUAUUUCCUAGCCCCCAAACGAUAGAGCCAUAUGGAUUCCGCGGUCUGGAGGAGUGCUCCCUGGUGGGGCCCACUGCCCCCAGCCCCAGCCCGGCCGCUCACGGACAUGGACUUCUGCUCUGGGGCGCAGCUGCAAGAACUAACCCAGCUGAUCCAGGAGCUGGGUGUGCAGGCGAGCUGGAGUGAAAUUCCCAAGCCAGGACCAGAUCUCCUCCAGGGCAAGGACUUUGUUUUCUCUUUGCUAGGUCUCGUUCACCGCCGGGACCCUCGCUUUCCUCCUCAGGCAGAGCUCCUGCUGCUUCGUUGCGGGAUUCGCGAGGGCUCCCUGGAUCUGGGACCUGCGCCUCUAGGGCCCUACGCUCGGGGACCUCACUACGACGCGGGCUUCACACUCCUGGUGCCCGUGCUUUCGCUAGAUGGCACUGGGCAGGAGCUGCAACCGGACGUGGGAUCCUGUUACACAUGGCUCUUCCUUCCAGAUCAGGUACGCGGAACCUCGGUCCGGGAGGCAUGGCAGGAUUGCCUAGGACCCCCAGUCCCAGGAGGACGUGAUUCGAUCCACCCAGCCCAAAACAAAGAAACUCCCAAGGAUCCGCAAAUCUCCGUGGACCAGCCACACGUCACUGAGCCUGAGGCACACGAGUCUUUGGAAAACUCACCUAGUAAUGUUUCAGUGCCAGAGUUGCCUCAACAAGACGUAACCGAUGUUGACUUUCCCUCACCACUGAAAAAAACGAAUGGUGACGUCACCAAAGCAACCGACGUUAGCCCAGUGCCACAGCCGUUGGAGGCUCCGGAGGCAUGGCCCACAUUGUGCCCCGCCCAGGUGGCUGCCUGGUUCUUUGCUUCGCUGGCUGCGGUCGCUGAGUCCCUGUUUCCGGUUCCGGGUGCCCCGCGCUUGGUCCAGGCAGCCCGCCACGCGGGGGUCACCACUAUCCUCCUGGCUACGCCCGGGACCCCGCGCCGCCUCCUGCUUUUCGACUUGAUCCCCGUGGUGUCUGUGGCCGGCUGGCCCCAGGGGCCUGGGAGCCACUCGUGGGCCGGCCCGCUGGCCUCGGAGUCGUCUUCCUUCUACCUGGUGCCCGGCGGCGGCGGCACAGAGCGGCCGGAAGCCUCCGGCUCGCAGCUCUGCUUCGCCCGCCAAGAGCUGGCGCUCAAGACGCGCAUACCCGUUUCCCUGCUGCACGCGCACGCGGUGGCUCAGGCGCUGCUGCGCCCUCUGGUGGCCGGGACUACGGUCGCGGCGCCCUACCUCCUACGGACGUUGCUCUACUGGGCGUGUGAGCGGCUGCCUGCGCUCUAUUUGGCGCGACCCGAGAAUGCGGGCGCCUGCUGCCUCGGGCUGCUGGAUGAACUGGGCCGGGUGCUCGAGGCCGGGACGCUGCCCCACUAUUUUCUGAGUGGCCAAAAGCUCCGUGCGGGGGACGGGGCCGCUUCGCUGCUCGGGGCGUUGGCCCUGCUUCGCAGGGACCCUGCCCGCGCCCUGCGGGCCUCUGUGGAAGAGGCCAAGGCUGCACGCAAGGGGGGAGGCUUAGCCGGCGUGGGAGGCGGGGCCCAUUAAA
Messenger RNA from Lagenorhynchus albirostris (white-beaked dolphin), 4006 nucleotides. RefSeq names its product transmembrane protein 102-like. The record is from RefSeq and is a predicted model, not a curated record. The coding region runs from base 2476 to 4005 and encodes 509 amino acids. The transcript has 2 exons. NCBI's taxonomy places the organism in Eukaryota, Metazoa, Chordata, Mammalia, Artiodactyla, Delphinidae.